Botrytis deweyae is the source of this 1509-nucleotide messenger RNA. RefSeq lists its product as uncharacterized. The transcript has 2 exons. The record is from RefSeq and is a predicted model, not a curated record. The coding region runs from base 1 to 1509 and encodes 502 amino acids. NCBI's taxonomy places the organism in Eukaryota, Fungi, Ascomycota, Leotiomycetes, Helotiales, Sclerotiniaceae.
AUGGAGGGUGCUACUUUCCCGCCAGAGAGAUCGCAAUCAAACGACCAGAAAUCCGAAGUAAUUUUAAUCAAUACUAUUACAACUGCAUCAGAACAGCUCUCGCUGAGAGAGAAUAUUUGUGAGGCUGAGGUGGCAGAUCUAAAAAGCUCGGAGGAUUGGGAGAUAGUCGGGUAUCUUAAUAGAAACCAAAUCGAUCAAAUCAACGGUAUGGGUCCAAAAUCGGAUCAAGAGACACUCAAAGCAUACAAAGAGAUAGAAUGGCCUAAUCUUUACUUCAAGACUUUUACUUGCUUUUCAGGGCUUCCGCUUGAGCUUAGACGUAAGAUCUGGUUCCUUGCUCUACCAGAGCCACGUCUAGUAAGUUUUGAGUUGUACCCAAAUUCCGGGGCAGGGCUGAAUCGAAGGCAAUAUCAAAAAUUCAUCAGUUUUGCCAUCAUGGAUUAUACUCCGACUACAGAGGACGCCAAAAACAAAGAAAUGAGCCUCGAUAUUCGUCCAUUCUUUUUGACAUGCCAUGAGCUCAAAGAUGUAUUCCUGGAACAUUACAAGAGCUUCGAUAUCCAUACCCAGAUAUCCGCUGAUGGUAAAUGUCUUUAUACGCCGCCCACGCUACCCACUUACUCGACUAUAUGUCAUGUGAGUAUGGAAAGUCCUCCGAGUCAAUGCUAUAUUGAUCCUAAAGCCGACUGUCUGAAACUUAACAACCUCGCAGAAUCAAUAGAGAUUCUUUCUAGCAUCGGCAUAACCUUGAAUUUCUCGGCUUUCCGACAUAUUGCAAUUGCUAAGUACUCAAAUCACGGCAAUGGGAGCCUUAUUUUGGAAUCAACCUGGAAGGCCAUUGAAGAUAACUUCCCUCAACUUGAAAGUGUCACUCUCAGCGGAAAUUAUGGUGGCGCCGCUGUAAACAAAUUGCCAAAGGGGAUGCAAACCCUUACUCGUUUUCACCCCCUGACCGGAGACACCAUGGGCGAGUUAUGCAGGCAAACGAUUUGCCAAGAUUCUCAUGGACUGGAGACCCCUAAUGCCUGGAUUGCCAAUGUUCAGCACAUGGACAUUAUCUCUACGACAGCCUACGUAACCAGGAAAAGCUUCCUCGAGCGAACAAUUAACAAUAGUACCUAUUGGAAGGGAGUUGAUUUCUCCAUAUCUUUAUGGAUGGAGCACACAUUGCAUCGUGCGAAAGAUUACAUUCAAUUGAAACCAAGAGAACCAAUCGAAGGAGAUCAAGACACUAUCUACUACACUCAAGCAGUCGGAAAAUUUGAUAUCGGGAGCGCAUACUUGAAGCGUUCGGGUGGAAUGUCGUUUAUGGACUGCUAUGCAGAUGGCACAUUGUUCAACUCUGAGGAGGCUAGGGAGAAGGGCCACGAAUUUGAUGAAACAGGUCAAGGUGUUGGAAGCAAGUAUUUGACGUGGCCAUGGAAUCGCCUGUCUUUAGGAGAAAAUGUUUCAUAUGACAAUUCUCGAUUCAAGAACCAUGUUUUUGGGGUCUGUAGAAGUUUCGCUUAG